ACACCCAAAUUGAUCCAAACCUCAAAUUGUGAAAUACAUUCAAAACAUUACUGUUUUCCAAAUAAAAUUUCGCCCACAAAAAAAUGCGUUUAUUCAGGCCAGGCCAAACCUUCAGUUGGACCGACUCUCCGCACUUGCGCACUUAUAAAAAAAGAUGCUGAAUGUCAGUUGGAAGUAGGAGUCUCAUUUGGUGGUGGUCAGUGCUAAUUAGCCCGUUAGGCCCGAGCGAAUUGUUUAUUUUAGGAUCCCUCCAUAAUGCACUUACAAUGUAAGUGAUGGGGGGGACAAAAUCCACAGUCGUGCCAGCAAGGCUAAGACGGUCGCUUAACGGGUUAAAGCUAGUGGACGUGUAAUAGCUUAAUUACGACAAGUGCACGGACAACACACAGCUGACAAGAAGAGGACAACAGCAGCCACAAAAGCUGUCAUGUAGUCAUGCUGACAAGGGUACAUACAUGUACAUGCAGAGCUUGGAAAAAAAAUCACACUGUGUUUGUCAGUAAACCCAUAUGUCCAAGAUCAUGUUCAGGACACCAGCAGUUACUCUUACAUUCCCCCACCUCCUGUAUAUAUGUUGACUGCUAUCAUUAUGGUUAUUAUUUAUGUCUCUCACACCCCUCCUUGUCAGAGCAUGUUAAACAAACCUCCUAGACCCUGCAGGCUGGUUUCUGCCUUGUCCCGAAGAGAGCAGCAGCAGCAGCUCUGUGUUUGUCUUUUGGUUGGUGACAGCACAGGAGCAUGUGGUCAUGCAGCGGCCAAUGCCGAGCCCAGAGCAGGCGAUCAACACUAUCAGACUAGCAGCAGCAGCAGUGCUGGCACCGGAGAGGAACUCUGCCGUCCCCCUGCAGAAAACCCCCCCAUAAAAGAGAGAGAGAGAGAGAGAGAGAGGGAGAGAGGGAUUUGGUUACAGAGCGGAUGAUGAGGAUGCAGCGGGAAGGGGAUGUUGCAGAGCAGGCUGCAGGGAGGCAAAAACAAACAGGAGGACAGGCUGUGUGAUCCAGGACCUCAAGAUGUAGGAGCCGCAUCAGAAGAGCUCUCAGUCAGAGUGUGUGUGUGUGUGUGUGAACGCACCAUAACAUCAGGGGACUUGUUGUGUUUCAAGGAUAGUGAAGGUGGAGAGGCGCAACCUGAGAAGUCCCCGCUCCACCUCCACAGAGGAUGACAAAUUAGUCCUUAUUCAGCAAGGAGUACGAGCAUCACCCUGAGGAUCAGAUGUUGUCCACAGCUCAGCAGAUGCUGCAGGAUAGCCGCUCCAAGAUCGAGCUGAUCCGACUGCAGAUUAUCAAAGUCACCCAGGCUGGUAGCAGCAGCAGCAGCGGCGGCGGCGGAGAUGAUGGCAGUAACCAAAACAGCUCCACUCAUGGAGGGAUCUCUCCACUCGCUGUCAGUCCUGUGGACGCCCGAUUAGCGGAGUUGCAGCACUACAUGCAGAGAGAGAAGGAUGCGUUGGUGCUGGCCAAAGAUGUGGUGAAGCAGCUGGUGGGAAUCUCAUCGCUUGACCAGAAGGCACUGGCUGAGGCUCAGUCCCGGGUGCAGGAGUCCUCCCAGAAGCUGGAUCUUCUGCGGUUGUCCCUGGACAAAUGCCUGAAGGAAAAGAGCCAGGAGUCUCAAGAGCAGCCUGGCGGAGAGGUCGACUCAUCAUUGGGACCACCCAAGUCUCCCCAAAACCCCAGAUCCGGAUGCCCCCUGUCCACAUCCCCGUCCAUCUUCUCCAUUAGACCGGCCUCUUUAACUGGGAAACUUGAAGUGAAGCUUCUUGGAUGUGAAGAUUUACUGAAACCUCUGACAGACUUGGAGCAGGAAAACCCUCCGAGUCCCUCUGAGGACGGUUCACCAGCUGCUCACAGGAUGGACGGACCCUGUGAGAUCAACGCCGUUCUCAGGCUGGACGGCCGAGUGGUUGGCCGGACACGCUGGGCGGCCGUCAGCAGACUGAGCUGGGAUCAGACGUUCUGCAUCCAGCUGGAGCGGUCUCGAGAGCUGGAGAUCAGCGUCUUCUGGCGGGACCGGAGGGCGAUGUGUGCCGUCACGUUCCUGCGACUGGAGGAGAUGUUGGACAACCCGAACCGCUCCGAGGGUUUGAGUCUGGAGCCGCAGGGCCUCAUCUAUGCCAAGCUUCAGUUCAUCGCCACUGUCGUCGAGCGGCAGCCGAAACUGAGACGUCAGCGAUGCAUCUUCACUAAAGAGAGAGGGAAGAACUUCCUCAGAGCCGCCCAGAUGAACAUGAAUUUUGCCACGUGGGGUCAUGUGAUGAUGAGCAUCGUCCCUCGCUACAGCUCCUUCACCACGUUCAGCUCGUCUCUCUGUACGACCCCCAACCUGGUGGCCAAUGACACCCCGCAUCCCACCGAGAAGGAGCCUCAAAACACCACUCCACUGCCAAGUGAAGCUCCAGUAAUCAGACUCAGCAUCACUGAGGAUCAGCCGUCUCCCACCAGCCUCGACCAGGGAGAGGACGUUCCCACCAUCAUCACCACAGCACACAAACCAUCAUCCGUGCCUGCGCUGCAAGAAGAUCUGUCAUCCAUAAACAAUACAGAAGAAAAUGAAGAUCAGCCUGUAUCUGCUCUGAAGAUGCAGAUGGAAGAUUUGAAGUAUAUUUCGGUUCUGGGCAGAGGACACUUUGGGAAGGUCCUGCUAGCAGAGGUUAGGAAGACGGGAAAACUGUAUGCCAUCAAAGCCUUGAAAAAAAGAGACAUAGUGACUCGAGAUGAAGUGGACAGCCUUAUGAGUGAGAAGAGGAUCUUUGAGAUGAUCAACGCGUCCAGACAUCCGUUCCUGGUGAACCUCCACGGCUGCUUCCAGACCAGCGACCACGUCUGCUUCGUCAUGGAGUAUUUACCAGGCGGAGACCUCAUGAUCCACAUCCACAACAACGUCUUCACCGAGGCCCAGACCAGGUUUUAUUCAGCAUGUGUCCUGCUGGGUUUAGAGUUCCUGCAUCUUAAUAAAAUCAUCUACCGAGAUCUGAAGCUGGACAACCUGCUGAUGGAUGCAGAUGGAUUUGUGAAAAUCACGGACUUUGGACUUUGUAAAGAAGGGAUGGGUCAUGGAGAUCGGACCUCGACUUUCUGCGGGACUCCAGAGUUUCUGGCUCCUGAGGUCCUGACAGACGACAACUACACCCGAGCAGUGGACUGGUGGGGGAUGGGCGUCCUCAUCUUCGAGAUGCUUGUGGGAGAGUCCCCGUUCCCUGGUGAGGAUGAAGAGGAGGUGUUCGACAGCAUCGUCAACGAUGAUGUGCAGUAUCCAGGGUCUCUUCCUCCAGAUGCUGUCUCCAUCAUCCAGAAACUGCUGAAGAAGAACCCGCUGAAAAGACUCGGAGCUGGAGAGAGAGACGCUAACGAGCUGAAAGGAGAGAAAUUCUUUGAGACCAUCGACUGGGAAGCCCUGCUGGCCAAGAAAGUAAAACCGCCGUUCCUGCCGUCGAUCAAAGAGUCCGUGGACGUCAGCAACUUCGACAGCGAGUUCACUCGACUCCAGCCGGUCCUGUCGCCUCCCUCCAAACCUUUCAGCCUCUCCGCCGAGCAGCAGGAAGCCUUCGCCGACUUCGACUUCUGCGCCUUGCACGGAUGACAGACGAGAUAAAAAAAAAGACCAGGGUGGGAAAUGAAUCACCACCAGCCAAACAUUGGUAAUUAACCGUCAUUAUUUAUAUUCAUACCCCCCCUUCUGGCAAGAAAAAUACUUCUUAGUAUACUUAAACGUAUACUUAUACCACAAGCUACUUUAUUUAUAAUGUUUUGGAUAAAAUCAUUCAUCAUUAAUAAUCAAUAAGUCCUGUUUAACUGUGAGUUAAACAGUACAGAUGGCAAGUAUAUUGAUAGGAUUUCAUGAAACUUAAAUGCUGAAUUACUUGAUUAAUUAUUAUUAUAUAUUCUAAAAAAAUAAUAAUUAACAAUUUUCAUGAUUUUAGUACUUUAUCGAAUACAAAUACCAAAUAUUUGCUGAUUACAGACACAAAUUUGAGGGUUUUCUCCCUUUAAUUUACUGUUUCAUAUAAUUUUAUGUGAAUACUUUUUGCAGCUGUUGGUAAAAAGAUUUUUUGGAGUUGUAGUUUGUUUCAGAACAGAAAAACAGGUUAGAAAGUGAGUUUUGUAAGCCAGAUAUCUGAACUGCGGAGCUAUUUAUAUUGAUCAAAAAAACCUGCAGAUAUACAGUACAUGGUCACGUUUAUCGUCCACUCGACUGCCACUUAAAGAACAUUUCCUGCCCUGGUCUUGAAGUAGUUACAACCAGACGAAUGCAGCUCAUUUAUUUUCAAACAGGACAAUGCAUACGAUCCCAUGGCUGAUUUUGCUGACUGUUUGCAAAUCGUUGAUCAAAUAACCAGGCAGCAUCUUUUUUUUUUUUCUUUUUUUUUCACAGAGUAAAGAAAAGUGAUUGUAGCCCUUUAUAUUCUCUGUGGAGAGUCGAUAUUUUCUGACUGUUUGAGCGCAGUGUCAACCUGCAGCAGUAAUACAACUGUACCUUCAA
Molecule: messenger RNA, 4476 nt
Organism: Thunnus maccoyii (southern bluefin tuna)
Lineage: Eukaryota; Metazoa; Chordata; Actinopteri; Scombriformes; Scombridae
Product: serine/threonine-protein kinase N2-like
Exons: 22
Coding region: 1213-3576 (787 amino acids)
Biological process (GO): protein phosphorylation; signal transduction
Molecular function (GO): ATP binding; protein serine/threonine kinase activity
Source: RefSeq, a predicted model, not a curated record